Messenger RNA from Magnolia sinica, 2142 nucleotides. RefSeq lists its product as uncharacterized. The record is from RefSeq and is a predicted model, not a curated record. NCBI's taxonomy places the organism in Eukaryota, Viridiplantae, Streptophyta, Magnoliopsida, Magnoliales, Magnoliaceae. The transcript has 2 exons. Bases 734 to 2026 code for a protein of 430 amino acids.
UGGGUGACUGAUUUAGUUAGUCAAUUAAAGAUACCAUUAGAGAUUCUAUUAGAUGCCUAAAUCAUCGUCGCUUGUGGGGUGAGCAAUAAUGGUGCUUGUUUCAUUAUAAUUUGUCUUUUUCAUCCUCUUCUUUAAAUUUCUCUUAAACCCAUUUUAGUUUCUCUCCUAGGAAGCUUUGUCGGGCUCACGUUGUAUUUCAACUAACUUGUCGAAGUAGUCAAGGAACAUAGUGAUGGAUAAGAGUUGGAUUCAUUUGUCAAGGGUAAGCAAUGCAUACGUAAGUGGAGCUAAGGAAUUCCUAGACUUUGCAUUUACAAAUACAAGUGAUAGAGGGAGGAUCCUAUGUCCAUGUAAGAACUGCAAUAACAACUUCUGGGUAUCUCGACAAGAAGCAUAUGAUCAUAUUGUGUGUGACGGAUUUAAUACGAGUUAUACUCAUUGGCAUUUUCAUGGGGAAGCCACGUCUUCUUCUAUGCCUAAUCUGGAUCCAAACGAUGAUAUGCACGAAUUGUUACAUGAUGCAUUUGAUUUUUCAGGUCCGGAUGAUCAAGAGAGUGAUGCAACAUAUAGACCUACACAGGGGCUUAAUACUGAAGCACAACAAUUUUUCAAAUUAGUAGAAGACGCCGAUAAGGAAUUAUACCCAGGCUGCAAGAAGUUUAGUAAACUCUCUUUCAUUAUUUGACUAUAUCACAUAAAGUGCCUUGGUGGAUGGAGCGACAAGUCAUUCACGAUGUUACUUGAAUUGUUAAAGGAUGCACUUCCCGAAGGUGAAACCUUACCAAGGUCUUUCUAUGAAACCAAGAAGAUUAUUGGAGACUUGGGCCUAAAAUACAAUAAAAUUGAUGCUUGUCCCAAUGAUUGUAUGUUAUAUUGGAAGGAUGUUGUCGACGAGCAAUCAUGUGGUAUAUGUGGUGCUUCCAGAUGGAAAACAUUUGAACAUCAAUCAGAUGACGAGGCGACUUCUUCGACUGCCAAAGAGAGAAAAAUUCCAGCCAAAAUAUUACGCCAUUUUCCUUUGAAACCAAGGCUUCAGAGGUUGUACAUGUCAUCUAAAACAGCGUCCUCUAUGAAAUGGCAUUAUGAGUGUCGCACCGAAGAUGGAAUGUUAAGGCAUCCGGCUGAUUCCCCGGCGUGGAAAACUUUUGAUCACUACCAUCCGACCUUUUCAUCGGAUAAUCGCAAUGUUAGACUUGGGUUAGCAGCUGAUGGUUUCAAUCCAUUCAAGACAAUGAGUAUUGCUCAUAGCACAUGGCCGGUUAUUCUGAUACCAUAUAACUUGCCACCAUGGAUGUGUAUGAAGCAAUCUUAUUUCAUGAUGUCCUUGCUUAUUCCUGGUCCUUCUGGACCUGGUAAUGAUAUUGACGUGUAUUUGCAACCUUUAAUAGAUGAGUUGAAGGAUUUGUGGGAGGUUGGCAUAGACACUUAUGAUGCCUCAAGCAAUGAAAUAUUUCGAAUGCGUGUAGCAUUGUUGUGGACUAUCAGUGACUUUCCUGCAUAUGCGAACUUAUCUGGAUGGAGCACUAAAGGACGCCUUGCUUGUCCUUGUUGUGACAAGGACACUUUGUCUAAAUACUUGAAGCAUGGUCGAAAGUUUUGUUAUAUGGGUCAUCGUCGAUUCUUGGAACUUGAUCAUAGAUUUAGAAGUAAUAGCAGAUCUUUUGAUGGUACAGAAGAAUUUAGUGAGGCACCAACUUUGCUAUCUGGGUCUGAUGUGUUGGAUCAGUUACAAGGAAUUAAUGUCACGUUUGGGAAGAAGACUUCUGGCAAUUAUGGGCACAAGAGAACACAAGAGGAUAAUGCGAAAGAUCGAUAUAACUGGAAGAAGCAGAAUAUCUUUUUCGAUUUGCCGUAUUGGGAGCAUAAUUUGUUGCGGCACAAUCUGGAUGUGAUGCAUAUUGAAAAGAAUGUGUCUGACAAUGUGCUCGGGACACUGUUGAACAUUGAAGGGAAAACAAAGGACAGUUUAAAGGCACGUCUCGACAUGCAAGAUAUGGGUAUAAGACAAACAUUGCACCCAAGGUAGCUUUCAUCGAACAAAACAUAUUUGCCACCUGCAUGCUUUACCAUGUCAACCAGUGAGAAAGAUGAUUUCUGCAAAGUUUUGAAGCGAGUGAAAGUUCCAGAUGGUUAUUCAGCCAA